CCUGGGACGGGGCUACGUCACUUCCUCUCAAGCUCGGCGUUUCGCCGGUGGGUACCCACAGCAGGUCAACAUGCGUAUCGAGAAAUGUUAUUUCUGUUCGGGGCCCAUCUACCCGGGCCACGGCAUGAUGUUCGUCCGCAACGACUGCAAGGUGUUCAGAUUCUGUAAGUCCAAAUGUCAUAAAAACUUUAAAAAGAAGCGCAAUCCUCGCAAGGUCAGGUGGACUAAAGCAUUCCGGAAAGCAGCUGGUAAAGAACUUACAGUGGAUAAUUCAUUUGAAUUUGAAAAACGUAGAAGUGAACCUGUCAAAUACCAGCGAGAGCUGUGGAAUAAAACCAUUGAAGCAAUGAAGAGAGUUGAAGAGAUCAAACAGAAGCGCCAGGCUACAUUUAUAAUGAACAGGUUAAAGAAAAAUAAAGAGCUACAGAAAGUUCAGGACAUCAAAGAAGUCAAGCAAAACAUCCAUCUUAUCCGGGCUCCCCUUGCAGGCAAAGGAAAACAGCUGGAAGACAAAAUGGUACAGAAAUUACAAGAGGAUGUGGAUAUGGAAGAUGUGUCUUAAAAAUCUCACUGUAACCGUUUCUAGAUGUGCAUUUAAAAACUCCUUUGAAGAUUUGGAACUUCUGAAUGAUUGAUUUAUUUUUUAUAUAAGGUCACUCAGAUGUGAUUAAAAGUACAUGUCUCUUCCAUUACUAUCUGUAAAACAUCAGGUGUUACGGAUGUUUGAUUAUAUCUCAGUGUUAAACCUUCACUGAUAGAUAUACUUAUGUAAAUCACGAAAAUUCUGUUUAUAAUUACAGAAGUGAACUGUGAGCAUAAAAUGGUCUGCAUUUGCAUAAUGGCACUACACGCCUUUCUGUAGUGACAAAAUUCAUGGCUAAUGAUAUAGAAAAUAAAAUUUUCUUUGCAGUAAA
Molecule: messenger RNA, 914 nt
Organism: Trichechus manatus latirostris (Florida manatee)
Lineage: Eukaryota; Metazoa; Chordata; Mammalia; Sirenia; Trichechidae
Gene: RSL24D1
Product: ribosomal L24 domain containing 1
Exons: 6
Coding region: 71-562 (163 amino acids)
Biological process (GO): translation; ribosomal large subunit biogenesis
Cellular component (GO): nucleolus; ribosome
Molecular function (GO): structural constituent of ribosome
Source: RefSeq, a predicted model, not a curated record